CCUUUUUUCGCCGACACAACGUAUGCACAGUGACAUACACGCACUUUAUUUUUUAAUUUUUUGUCUCUCUUAAUUACUCAAGCUUCGAAUCUCCAUCGCACUCCCUCUGAGACUCUGACCCUUUUCUUUAAUGGCAAUGCCUCUUAUUACUGAUGGUCGUCUCCUACUCCAACUACCACUACCCGCAGCCCUACCAUUUGGUUUUCUCUUCCUCUUCUUCGCCUGCGCCUCAAUGGUUCUAUUGCAUGAGCCUCGCCUCACCUGAACUCUCUCUCUCUCUCUCUCUCUCUCUCUCUCUCUCUCUCUCUCUCUCCCUGCUUCUAAACGCUAUAAUGGCUGAUCGCAACUUCGCUCACUGGCUCUCUGUACCUCGCUUGCUCACUGGGUUUGUGUUAAUUGCUUCGACCUUUGCUGUUCUGCCUCUCGUUAGUGGCACCACUGAUGCUUCAGAUGUUCAAGCACUUCAGGUUUUGUACACAUCGGUAAACAGUCCUUCUCAGCUAACUGGUUGGAAAAUUAGUGGCGGUGAUCCAUGUGGAGAAUCAUGGAAAGGGGUAACUUGUGAGGGCUCAGCUGUUGUUUCAAUAGAGGUUUCGGGGUUAGGUCUCAGUGGAACUAUGGGAUACUUGCUUUCUGACCUGUUGUCAUUGAGAAAAUUUGAUUUGAGUGACAACAAUUUUCAUGAUACACUCCCGUAUCAGCUACCUCCAAAUCUUACAAGCCUAAAUCUUGCAAGGAACAACUUCACUGGGAAUUUACCUUAUUCCAUUGCUAACAUGGUUUCUCUCGGUUAUUUGAAUGUUAGCCAUAAUUCACUAUCCCAGUCAGUUGGUGACAUUUUUGCUAAUCUUGCGGGCCUUGCAACCUUGGAUCUAUCACUUAACAACUUCUCUGGUGAUAUUCCUAAUUCCUUCACUUCAUUGACCAAUCUUUCUUCCCUCUAUGUGCAGAACAAUCAAUUGACUGGUUCUCUCAAUGUUCUUACGGGUUUGCCAUUGACUACUUUAAAUGUCGCCAACAACCAUUUCAGCGGGUGGAUACCACACGAGCUUAGUUCAAUUCAUACUUUCAUUUAUGAUGGAAAUGCUUUUAAAAAUGGUCCUGCUCCUCCACCGCCACCGUAUAACCCACCUCCCCCAGGAAGAUCCAAUAAGAAUCACAGUCAUUCUGGAUCUGGAACACAUCCAGAGCGUUCUGAUGGAAAAUCACGCAAUUCAAAAAAAGGGCUGACAGUUGGGGCUUUGGUAGGGAUAAUUCUGGGUUCUGUUGUUGUUGCUCUCAUUAUCUUACUUGCUCUUGCCUUUUGCAUUCGCAAAAAUAAAGGGGAGGACCGUGUUGCAAGAGCUUCAGGGGGAAGUCUCUCUGUUCCCACAAGUAAUGUAAACACUGAGAUGCAAGAGCAGAGGGUAAAAAGUGUGGCUACUAUAACUGAUCUCAAGCCCCCACCCGCAGAAAUAUUGGUGGUUGAUAGGUUACAUAAUAAAAAUGGAUCAAUAAAAAGGAUAAAAUCGCCUAUCACUGCUACUCCUUAUACGGUUGCUACUCUCCAAACAGCAACAAAUAGCUUUAGUCAAGAAUUUCUUGUUGGUGAAGGUUCCCUUGGUCGUGUAUACAGAGCAGAGUUCCCUAAUGGAAAGAUAAUGGCCAUUAAGAAAAUUGACAAUGCAGCACUAUCCUUACAAGAGGAAGAUAAUUUUCUUGAAGCUGUUUCAAAUAUGUCGCGUUUGAGGCAUCCAAACAUUGUUACACUGGCCGGAUAUUGUGCAGAGCAUGGACAGCGUCUUCUAGUCUAUGAGCAUAUAGGAAAUGGGAGCUUGCAUGACAUUCUUCAUUUUGCUGAAGAUGGCAGUAAUACUCUGACUUGGAAUGCCCGUGUUAGGGUAGCACUUGGCACAGCUCGAGCUUUAGAGUACUUGCACGAAGUUUGCUUACCUUCUGUUGUGCAUAGAAACUUCAAGUCAGCAAAUAUUUUACUUGAUGAAGAGCUCAAUCCCCACUUAUCUGACUGUGGUCUAGCUGCUCUGACGCCAAACACAGAGCGACAGGUUUCAACUCAGAUGGUAGGUUCAUUUGGUUAUAGUGCUCCUGAAUUUGCCUUGUCAGGAGUGUACACUGUAAAAAGUGAUGUCUACAGCUUUGGGGUGGUGAUGCUUGAGCUAUUGACUGGUCGCAAGCCACUAGACAGUUCAAGAGUGAGGUCAGAACAAUCCCUUGUGAGAUGGGCUACUCCCCAACUCCAUGAUAUAGAUGCCCUAGCAAAAAUGGUUGAUCCUGCACUAAAUGGCAUGUAUCCUGCGAAGUCUCUUUCACGUUUUGCUGACAUCAUUGCCCUCUGUGUUCAGCCGGAACCUGAAUUUCGGCCUCCCAUGUCUGAAGUUGUACAAGCACUGGUGCGCUUAGUGCAAAGAGCAAGCGUGGUCAAAAGACGUUCCAGUGACGAAUCUGGUUUUUCAUACAAGACUCCUGAUCAUGAAGCAAUUGACAUGUCAUUUUAAGUGUCCCUGCCAUCCUUUUUUCCCUUUUUGCCUGCUUUCUUCUGCUGGGAAAGAUUCUAGCAGAUUCGAACCCAACCGUAGUGAAGGAGACAAGUGCCUUUUCAACCACACCACUUGGGUGUGGUGUCAUCGCAGCCAUCUUAAACGUGCUGGUAUUUGCUGUUUCAUGUACUAGCUACCAUGUGUGGAGGUGAGGGAUGGCUGAAGCACAUAGUUUCAAGAUAUUUGCAGUUUUAUAUACAGAGGCCAGGGUUUGGAUAAAACACACAGAAGCGGAGAGGAACAUGCGAUAUGUACUAAACUUAGAUGAAAAAUAUAUGUAAUUAUGAUUCAUAGAGUUAUUUGCACAUAAUAAGAAGCCUGAAAAUCACUGUCAAACAAUGCAAUGCAAUGCAAAUAGUUGCAAAUAUUCUGAUA
Molecule: messenger RNA, 2912 nt
Organism: Prunus avium (sweet cherry)
Lineage: Eukaryota; Viridiplantae; Streptophyta; Magnoliopsida; Rosales; Rosaceae
Gene: SRF8
Product: STRUBBELIG-receptor family 8
Biological process (GO): protein phosphorylation
Molecular function (GO): protein kinase activity; ATP binding; protein binding
Source: RefSeq, a predicted model, not a curated record